AUCCAGAAAUGUUAAAGUAACAGAAUUACCACCCUCUCCCAAGCAGUUGCGAUGUUAAAUGGACACCAAGAGUGGCAUUUUGGAAACCCAGGAGUGAAGCUUGCUUUGCAGAAAAAACAGAUGACCUUGCAAUGAUAUUUCCCCACGUCUUUCUAUCAGCAUGGCCACUGACUCCACCCUGGCACUAUGGACUGAGUUAUCUAGACGGUGUACGAGAGCAAACCUUUGCACCAGCUUGGCCCGUGGCCACCCAGCUGACCGUGGAUUGUUUAUCGAAGCUCCCACUGGGACCUACCACAAGAUCGAAGCGUUUGCCCCUCAACCUCUCUUCUUUUGCAGGUCUGCAGCCCUGUUGCUCAACAGCCAGGAGUUCAUUAACCAAGUACACACCUACAAUUUUGGGCCAGUUGGCAAAUAGUCAUACAGAUGCCGUGAGCUGCCACCAUGACGGAGGAGUGGGCUCCUCAGCUGGUGGACUACUUCGUGGUGGCUGGUCUGGCAGACACGUCGCGGCCCCUUGAGGAUGAGAGCCAGGCCCCCCGGCCAGCCCGUCCCAGCGAGCCCAUCGUGGAUGUGGCCGUCAUCGUCCGCUCCCUGGGCGAGGAAGUCCCUCAUGGGUUCACCUGCAUCGACCGCACCACGUCUGGGAACCCCGUGGAGCUCAACGCCGGCCUGCUCAAUAACCCCCAGAUGUUCAUUUGCUACAAGCGGGGCCGGGAAAAGCCCCCCAUUGUCGAGCUGGGGGUGCAUUAUGAUGGGAAGGACCGCCCCAAGCCAGGCUUCAAAGUCCUCGACACAACCCCCUACAGCCAUUCGGCCAACCUGGCGUCCGGAGGGCCUGGGCACCAGCGCACCUUCCUGACGUACCGGCGGGCCAGCGAGGGGCAGGCCUGCAGUACCCUGGGCAUCACCGACAUUUGCCUAAUCAUGCCGAGCAAAGGGGAGAGCACGCCCCACACCUUCUCCCGCGUGGACCGGAACCUCAAUGCCGGCAUGUGGGGUCCAGCCCUCUUCAUCUGCUACAAGAUUGCACUGGCAAAAGGCAACACUCUGGUCUAUGAGGCAGGCCUCCUUAGCCGCUACCCGGAGGAGGACAAUGAGGCGUUCCCCCUGCCCGAAUCCGUUCCCGUUUUCUGCUUGCCGAUGGGAGCCACCAUUGAGAGCUGGCCUGCCGACACCAAGUACCAGCUUCCCGUCUUCUCCACCUUUGUGUUGACUGGUGCCUCAGGAGACAAGGUGUACGGUGCUGCCAUCCAGUUCUACGAGCCCUUCCCACGGGAACGGCUCUCGGAGAGGCAGUGCGUGUGGCUGAACCUGCUCACGGUGGUUGACCGGCGGCCCAUCACCAGCAAGUCAGUCCAGACCCGCAAGAGCAUCUGUGUCUUGUCUCACUGGCCCUUCUUCGACGUCUUCCGCAAGUUCCUCACUUUUCUCUACCGCUACAGCAUCUCAGGGCCGCACGUGCUGCCUCUUGAGGCGCACAUCGCUCAUUUCAUGCACAAUGUCCCCUUCCCAUCUCCGCAGCGGCCUCGGAUCCUGGUUCAGAUGUCUUCCUAUGAUAAUCUGCUCCUGUGCCAGCCAGUCUCCUCUCCACUGCCGCUCAGCGGAGCAAGCUUCCUCACCCUGCUACAGACGCUGGGCCCCGAAAACGCCGUCGCCCUACUGGUGGCUGUGCUCACUGAGCAGAAACUGCUGAUCCAUUCCCUCCGGCAGGAUGUCUUGACCAGCGUGGGCGAAGCCCUGGUCUCCAUGAUCUUCCCGCUGCACUGGCAGUGCCCGUACAUCCCGCUGUGCCCGCUCACCCUGGCCGACGUGCUGUAUGCCCCCGUGCCCUUCAUCGUGGGGAUCCACUCCAGCUACUUCGACCUGCACGACCCGCCGCACGAUGUCCUCUGCGUCGAUCUGGACACCAACACCAUCUUCCAGCGCGAGGAGCGGAAGCUGCUGCCACCGCGGUCCCUGCCCCGGAAACCGUGCAAGGUGCUGCUGGCUUCGCUGAACUCCCAGUACAACCAGCUGGACGAGAUGUACAACCGCCCGGUCGAGGAAGCGACGCUGGAGUUCCUGCUGACCGAUUACGACGUCAUUUACGGCCGACGGAAGCAGCUGGAGCUGGACAUCCAGGGGGCUUUCCUGCGCUUCAUGACCUGCCUCUUGAAGGGCUAUCGCGCCUACCUUCUGCCCAUCACUCAGGCACCGUCCGAGAAGACCAGAGACUCCAGCAGCCUCUUCUCCCUCCAGGGGUUCCUGAAGUCGCGAGACCGGCCCUACCACAAGUUCUACAUACAGCUCCUGCGCACCCAGCUCUUCACGCAGUUCAUCGAAGAAUGCUCCUUCGUCAGCGACCGGCACACUUCCCUGGAGUUUUUCGAUUCCUGCGUCGAGAAGGUGCAGGUAGAUCUGGAGAAGCCGGAGGAAUUUCCCCUGAUCGAACUGGACGACACGCACGGCAGCGAGCACACCGUCUUUAUCAUGCCCCCCGAGGAGCCCACUGGCCCGAACGGCACGGAGCUCCCGCCAUGCUACAAGUAUGACGGUUUCCCUCAGCUCCAGGCCAAACUUUUUGAGCGCCCACAAGACCAGUUAAUGCCCUCGCUCUGCCAAGCCCGAAGCAGUGCUCCUAGCAGCCCUGCGCCACGCAGGACCAAACAGGAAAUGAAGGUGGCCCAGCAGGUGGCGCAGAAGUACUCCUCGGUGCCUGACAUGUGGGCGAAAUGCCUCCUGGGCCACUGCUACGGCCUGUGGUUCAUCACCCUGCCCACCUACGUCCGGGCCGCGGCGUCCAAGGUGCGGGCCCUGCAGACGGCGUACGAAGUGCUCAAGCAGAUGGAGACCAGGAAGGUUGUCCUCCCGGACGAGGUUUGCUACCGGAUCCUGAUGCAGCUGUGUGGACAGCACGGCGAGCCGGUCCUUUCGGUGCGGGUUCUACUGGAGAUGAAGCGGGCUGGGAUCGUGCCCAACGCCAUCACCCAUGGGUACUAUAAUAAGGCCAUUUUGGAGUGCAAGUGGCCAUCGAGUAACCAGGGAGGCCGCCUUCGCUGGGCCAAGCUACGCAAUGUGGUCCUGGGGGCAGCCCAGUUCCGGCAGCCUUUGCGACAACGCCAGCGCGAGGCGGAGCUGCAAAGCCUCAGCACCAAGUCAGAAGGCAGAGGCACCAAGGGGCCGAGUGCCCGGCUGCAGUCGUCCCGGUCCAACCUGCAGCGGCAGACGACUUGGUCUGGGGGCAGCUUGAGUGAGACUCUGCCGUCCAAGUCUCUGGUGAAGAGCGGGAGCCUGUGCUUCCCCCAACGCCAUUCUGAAGCUGGAGCGGCCAGCGCGACCAAAGCCCUGGCUGGGUCCAACCCUGGAAGCAGCGACACGCUCCCGGCCUUACCCCACUGGCUGAAGGGCGUGCAGGACGGGCCCGGAAGCUCCGAGGACGGGAGCCUGUCGGAUGUCAGCAGCUUCCUGACCGACGAGAGCGACCGGUUGACCCUGAACAGCAUGGACGCCCAGUCGGGCUCGGGGCAGCCAGAGGGGGCCGGGCCGGGGCCGGGCCAGGUGUUAGAGAACCGAGGGCUGGGCGGCGGCACGCCACGCAAGAGCCUGACCGCCAAGCUCCAGCAGCUGCUGUCGCCCAUCAAGCGGCCCUCGCUGAGACACGGCGCUGCCGCGGAGCACUCGCGCGCGGUGUCCGAGCAGCGCGAGCUCCCCACUCGCCGCAGCCCGCUGGAGAGCCACCUCCUGCUCCCUCGGGAGCGCCCGGGCUCCACUGCCUCUGAGAGCUCCCUAUCGCUGGGCAGUGAGUAUGACCUCUCGGACAUGUCUGCGUGCAGCUUCAACCUUCGUAAAUCCAAUGAUCGGCUCUUGGAACCUCCCACCGUGGAGGUGCUGCUUUCCAGCUGCUCGCAGUGCCAGGGCUGCAAUACGUUGGUGUACGACGAGGAGGUGAUGGCGGGCUGGAGCUCGGACGACUCCAACCUCAACACCACCUGCCCCUUCUGUGCACGCCCCUUCGUGCCCUUCCUCAGCAUCGAGAUCCAGGACUUCCAGGUCGCUGCCAGCAUUGCAGACAGCUCGGACACCAGUUCUGUCUCCUUGGAUUGGCCAAGGGACAGCGAGGCGCCAGUGCCAGGCGGCGAGGGUCCCGUACUCAGUGACCGCUACCACUGUCUGUUUCUCGAUGAGACGGAGCCAGAAGUUGAGAGAGAAUCCAGGGCUGGGUCAUUAUGCAAUGGCUUCACAGACUCUCCGGUCCCUCGGGGGCCCACCUCACACACGGAGCACCUGGCUUUUGCCUACCUGAGCCCCUUGGUCCUGCGCAAGGAACUGGAGACCCUGCUGGAGAACGAGGGAGGAGAGUUUCUGUCUCAGCCUGAGCUGGUGGACAACCAUCCCAUCAUAUACUGGAACCUGGUGUGGUAUUUCCAGCGCCUGGGCCUGCCCAGCAGCCUACCCCAGCUGCUCCUGGCGUCAAAGCAUGUCCAGGCCCCACCCCAGGGCUCAACCCAGGAGGGGCCGCUCGUGAGUGUGCGUUUGCUCUGGGAUGUUUUGGUGCCAGACCCUGAUAGCUUUCCUCCUCUCUACAUCCUCUGGAGGUUCCACAGCAGCAUUCCGACUCGACUCCAGUCCUGGCGCCGGCACAACCACCCCUUCUCGCUCUCGUUCCUGGAGGCCCUGCUGACCUUCAUGGGCUUCGGUGAGGUGCACAAGGCCAUCAGCCUCUUUCUGGACACAGUGGCAGAGCAACCCAGCCCCACGCAUCUGCAGAGGAGCAUCUACCGUGAGAUCCUUUUCCUCAAGCUUGCGGCGCUGGGCAGAGACCAUGUCGAUAUCGCUGACUUUGACAAGAAAUACAAGUCUGCCUAUUUGAAGCUGGCCAGCAGUAUGGGGAAGGAGUCCCUGAAACGCCGGAGGGCUCAGCCACUCACCUCCAAGGCUGUCGACUGUCGGAAGACCUUUGGGACCAACCUGGAAUGCUAGCGGUGGAGCAGGGGGCUGCUCUCCUUCCUGUUCCUCCCCCCGCGGCACCUGCUGCUCCCUGCACUUCCUGCUGCAUAGGAAUGAUCAAGGACAGCGGUGGAGCGUGGCACCGGAUGUGGACGGGGGCAGUUUCUGGGGCCUCUGGGCGCCGGCCUGCCCCCCCCGGGUGGUGUCCAAGAAGAGGGAGCAGGGAGCCAUGGGGCGAAAGGGCUGGUGCUGUCAUUGGCUGGUGUGCGGGCCCUUCUGGUUUUGGAUUGGCGUUCUCGUAUUGUGCACCCACCCCCGAAUCGGCGGUAAGGGAAAGGGGGCUGACCGGGCUGGCAGCUGCUGCCACGGGGGGGCGGGGGGGUCUCGGAGGCCACAUGCCUUUUGGGGCGUGUGGCUCACAGGCGCCCAGUCUUGGCCCAGCACAGCACUCUGCAUGUGCAUGCGAUGCCCCAGCACCGCUGCCGGCUGCCCCUCCACACCCCUCCUCGCCUGGGUGGCUCCCCACAGUCUGUCUGUCUGUCUCUUUGUGCACAGUGUUCGUUCCACCAUGUGGAUGUGGCCAUCUGUCGAUCGCAGGGCCCCAGCCUCCUCCUACCCCCCCCCCGUGCCAAGUGGGGCUUAAUUCGGGAGAGGAUGGCCCCCGAGCACAGCCUCUUCCGCCCCCCCCCCCCCCCCCCCCCCCCCCCCCGCGGGUUAUUUUUUUUUCGUCAGUGUUAACGAAAGAAAGAAAAUGCUAUUUUAUAAUUUAUUUAUUACAGAGCUGUUUUUCGUCUGCUGCCCCCUCCUCUUCCUCCACUUCGUUGCUUGUGAUUUACGUGUAAGAAGGGUUAGCCCCGGAGCAGUAACUUGGGGUAGAAGAGGGGCUCUCGCCCCCACUUUCUCUCCCAUCUGCCCUCCUCGUACGCAAGGGGGCAGCCCCCAAACCCUGCUGUGGCUGUGUCUGUGCGAGGAGGCCAAGUGGGGAAGGGAAGGGGGACCCCUGAGGCAUCGGCCAACGUUCCCAGCCCCCCGCUUUUCUCCCCAGGGCUCGGAUUGUGCAAUAUGGAGUCUGUCUCCAUCAAGCUCCUCUUUGUGGUAUCUUUUGUUUUUUGUUGGUUCAUUCGUUUUCAAUGUUCCUGGUUCUGUAAAUAAAGAUGCUUCUGUAUUUUC
Varanus komodoensis (Komodo dragon) is the source of this 6099-nucleotide messenger RNA. RefSeq names its product DENN domain containing 4B (gene DENND4B). Gene Ontology annotation, biological process: regulation of Rab protein signal transduction. Gene Ontology annotation, cellular component: cytoplasmic vesicle. The transcript is spliced from 29 exons. The coding region runs from base 445 to 4962 and encodes 1505 amino acids. Lineage: Eukaryota; Metazoa; Chordata; Lepidosauria; Squamata; Varanidae. The record is from RefSeq and is a predicted model, not a curated record. Gene Ontology annotation, molecular function: protein binding.